Molecule: messenger RNA, 2091 nt
Organism: Parascedosporium putredinis
Lineage: Eukaryota; Fungi; Ascomycota; Sordariomycetes; Microascales; Microascaceae
Source: the annotation of a GenBank genome assembly
AUGCAGCACAGCUACUCCUCCUCUUACCAGCAAGGCUCACCAAGCCAUGCCUCUUCCGAGAGCGAAGAUGGACCACCUCCCGUCCUAGCGCGAUUCUUUUAUCCGUCCUCUUGCUCCAUUGACGACUCUUUCUCCCCAGGCACCUCGGCAGCCGCCUCAUCCGAGCCGAGAUAUGUUAAGGCACAGUACCAGCCUUUCUCCUGGACGGACAAUCACAGGCUUGAGAGAGCAUGGCGCACUCUCGUUGACCCUAUCCACCAGAGCGCGCACUCUCUUGCACAAAAUUGCGUUUCAGGUCCUAGUCUGGCGCAGGACUUCGCUGACAUCCUCUCACACAUCACCAAAUACAUAGCUGCGACUCAUGAUGCAAAGCAUGGGCCUAACUUACAGCUAAGCCAUAUGAUACCCGAUGGCAUCUUAGCGGGCGGCCCUGCCGUCUCGGCCCUUGUGUGUUGCCCCGAAUUGUACUUCGAUGUCGAAAAUGAGAUGCGUGAGGCGUUCUGUCCGCGCUUUAGGAGCACUCAGGGCGAGCUAAGUAUUGAUAGCGUUGUUCGGAAAGUCGUGGCGACCUUGAAGGGCCUCAGAGGUGGCCCUAACCUAAUGGCAGGUCCGCAUCAUACCGAUUCCAAGCCUCGAUGCAAUAUGCCGGAUGAUGAGGCUAACCCUGCACCUGGGGGCUAUAAUCCCCGAAUGGCGAGGGCUGGUAUUGACGCAAACCUAAUGGAGCCCAGAGCUGGCCCCAAGGAAGUCGUCGUGGGCGCAUCCCGGUUACACACCGUAUCACUUCCGGCUCUAGAAAUGAGGCCUAUUUACUGGUCCCCAGUUAAUGAUAGAGCCGUAGUUCUGCGAGCAACAUGGUUUUAUAAGGAUACCAUGCAGCCAAUUCCGGUCGAGGUUGCGAACCGGCUUGAAUCAACCUACAGAGAGCUUCAGCCCUGGACUGAAACAUGGGCCGACGAGUUGCGGUGUGCUGUGAAUGUUGGGCCACUCGGUGAGGAGAAGGUCUCAUGUCCCCUUUGGCCACAACUGCCUUCCAUGUCUCAAGAACCUGGCCUAGAAGAUCCCCCUUCAAUAACGGAUCCCUCUUGCGCCGCCCGGUGCUUCAAUAGCGAGCUUUCAGCCGAAGGUCGGUUGAAUAAAUUGGGGGAUGAGAUGAAUAAGCAAGUUGCAACCCCGGCCACGCCGCCGUUCGCGAACUAUCACAUCAUUUUUAAGGGUUCUCGACUCGCAUUCCUGCUCAAGCCAAGUCUUAAGCCAUCCGCCUACUAUGGUCGGCGCCCCGUUGCAAAGAUCAUGAGAGGUUCAACUGUAGGCAUUCCUGUCAUACGAGGGUUUGGCCAGAAGUUUGCUGAGAGGGUUGAGAGUUUCCAUUUCACGCAUGCCAUCAAUGCAUUUCGACGCGCUGUCAACCUUGAACUUGAGAGUCCCGCGGUCAAGACAGCCCUCCGAGAAGAGGGUACCGGAAUUAUGGUUUUGCCUAUAAACUGGCGUCAAGAUCUAUCCUUCGAAGAUGGCGGACCCAUGACAGAGGCGGAUCGAAUGGCAAGGGCUCAGGAGGCCUUCGGUUUGAAGGAUAUCGAACCGGCCACGAUCCCAGCCGCCGAUGCUGAUCGAGCAGAUGCUAUGGCCAAAGAUAUCACCGGGGAAGCAGGGACUCUGGGUUGUCUAGCCAUCGAUAACGUUUACAACAUUCUUGCGAAAGAGGAUCCUAUAGCCUACUUGUUAAAUGGUACGAUAGACCCUUCCUACGCCGCAAAUCUGAGUGUAGCGUAUGCCCCAAGCACAGCCGCCUCUUUCGUUCAGACCGUGGGAAAUGCUAUGCGUAAAUAUCUCCCAUUCGAUGGACCUAAAAAGAAGCACCACCUAAUUCCCAAGCGAAACCGGCUGUUCAUCGACUACCAUCACAGCUUGAAUUGGAGGUUCAUGAUUUUCCUAGAGAAGACAUUGCGGAACGGAAAGCCUACCUCCUUAACGACAAUGGGCAGAUCGACUACUAUCUCCAUUCUGGCGGUGGGCCUCUGGAGAUCCAAUAUCUCAAUAUGCUGGGAGCGCAUAGUUCGUACUGGCUUCACAAGGACUUUAUUCGCCUAA